Molecule: messenger RNA, 990 nt
Organism: Phodopus roborovskii (desert hamster)
Lineage: Eukaryota; Metazoa; Chordata; Mammalia; Rodentia; Cricetidae
Gene: Or5bs1
Product: olfactory receptor 8S1
Biological process (GO): G protein-coupled receptor signaling pathway
Cellular component (GO): membrane
Molecular function (GO): G protein-coupled receptor activity; olfactory receptor activity
Source: RefSeq, a predicted model, not a curated record
AUGUCACUGAGUUUGUGCCCCGGACUGACCAGCAUCCCUCGCACUCGGGCACUGCUCUUGGUGGUUUACCUCUUGACCGUCCUGGGGAACUUGCUGAUGCUGCUGGUGAUCAGCUGUGAUCCCCACCUUCAUACCCCAUAUUUCUUCCUGAGACACCUCUCCCUCAUAGAUGUUUUCUAUUCUUCAGUCAUUGCACCCAAGUUGCUAAGGAACCUUAUUUCCGAGUGGAAGACAAUAUCCUUCCUUGGGUGUUUUAUUCAGAUUGCCCUGGUCGUAUUUUCUGGGGCCACUGAAGCCUGCCUCCUUUAUGCCAUGACCUAUGACCAGUUCCAGGCUGUGUGUCACCAUUGUUGUAUGUGGUCACUAUGAGUGGAAAGGUAUGUUCUGGGCUUGCAGUUAUAUAUAUCCUGGGCCAUAGGAAUCAGUGUUAGCCUGAUUAACACCUUCCUGCUAGCUCAAGAGCACUUCCGUGGCCCAAACCUAAUCCACAGCUUUGCCUAUGAGAUUUCCCCCAGUGCUCUUGUUGGUCUGUUCUGACCCUACACUACUGUCAUCUCCAUCCUGACAACCCUGGUGAUCUUAGGUUUUGGUACUCUGGUCCUACUGCUGGGAUCCUACGGCUGUAUCAUCACAACAGCCCUGAGCAUCAGCUCAUCCACAGGUCAGAGCAAGAUCUUCUCCACAUGUUCUUCACACUUCCUUGUAGUCACCAUCUUCUAUGGUUCAGGGGUUUACAGGUACAUGACCCCAGCAUCUGGCUCAGUCCUGGAGCAAGUGCUCUCUUUGCAGUACAGUAUGGUGACCCCGUUGCUAAACCCGCUCAUCUACAGCCUGAAGAAGGAAGAUGUAAAGGCGGCUCUGAGGAGGAUGCUGACCAGGAGGUCCAGGCUGAUCUACAAGGUCGGCACAGCCUCUCCUGCUCCAUCCAGAUUCCUUCAGAUUAUUGACGACUAUGGCCUCAUAUAUGGUGUCCUGAUGUGCAUAGGGUGA